AUGGAGUACAAAGUUGAAUACCGACAGCGACGGGCUGAACAUCUGAAGGACCUCUAUGCGCAACGAUUACUGGCAUCGGUGGAAGAGCACGACUUUAAGAUGGAGUAUUUUCUCACCUCGCUCACUCAGUGUAAUAUUGAGCUUAGCCGCAAGUCACUAUCGCUGUUGGCCACCUAUGAACCUCGCACCUUUGAGGUGAAUNCUAAUAUUGAGCUUAGUCGCAAGUCACUAUCGCUGUUGGCCACCUAUGAACCUCGCACCUUUGAGUCUCUGGUUGAUUUAGCUAAAACCAACUUUCACGAAGUUGGUGAUUCCGAGAUAUCACGAAACGUUAAGNCGCUGUUGGCCACCUAUGAACCUCGCACCUUUGAGUCUCUGGUUGAUUUAGCUAAAACCAACUUUCACGAAGUUGGUGAUUCCGAGAUAUCACGAAACGUUAAGCCUUCAAAUGGCGUUAUCACCCGUGAUAUGCUGAAAAACUGA
Rhagoletis zephyria (snowberry fruit fly) is the source of this 483-nucleotide messenger RNA. RefSeq lists its product as uncharacterized. Gene Ontology annotation, molecular function: structural constituent of ribosome; rRNA binding. Gene Ontology annotation, biological process: translation. Lineage: Eukaryota; Metazoa; Arthropoda; Insecta; Diptera; Tephritidae. Gene Ontology annotation, cellular component: ribosome. The record is from RefSeq and is a predicted model, not a curated record.